Molecule: messenger RNA, 827 nt
Organism: Cylicocyclus nassatus
Lineage: Eukaryota; Metazoa; Nematoda; Chromadorea; Rhabditida; Strongylidae
Source: the annotation of a GenBank genome assembly
UGGUCCAACCCUAAGCGCCCAAGUGUCACAGUUCUGGGCGACUUAUUCCGUUUUCUGAGCGUUUCUGCUGCUAUAUUCUCUGUAACUCGAAAAAGGAGCUUCUUCAUGUACAGGCUAUUGUUGUUGGCCAGCGUAGCAACAAUAGUUGCAGUCCUGCAGGAUUUGCUUCACCAAUCUGUUUCAAUUCGUGGUGUUCUCCGUUGUCGGAAAACACCAGAAACACCACUUAUCCCCUUAGAGAACACGAGAGUGCAAUUAUAUGAAAAAAGAUCAGCAAUUCUUGGAAAUGCAUUGAUCGUUAGUAACAGGACGGAUAAGAAUGGAGCAUUUUAUCUGAAUGGAUCAACUUCUAGAUUACUGCCUAUUUCUCCGCUCCUACAUAUUGAAAGCGAUUGCGAUGGACGGUCUCACAAUGUCAAGCUACCCAGUUUGAGGACACAUAUAACGCGAAGUAAAGCGGCAAAGCGCACGGUAAAUAUCGGCGUAAUACACCUCUAAUACUACGAGCUCUGGAAGGUCGAUGAAUGAAUGGACAAAGAUUUUCUCAAAAACGUAAUGAAUUUUUCUGGAUUUUGUGACAAUUGUUUGUUUGUUCUUUGAGGUAUUCGACUCAUAGUUCACACACUGUUUUGUUAUUUCACUCGCAGCUGUCUUGUCGCAAUCGAAUAGCAUUCGUCUUUAUCUCUAAUUUCCGAAAUGCGAUAGUUUACUUGUCAAAACAGUGGCCUAGCAAUGUUUGGUGGAUUAGUACAUUGGCAAGGCUUGGAUCACAGCCAGCAAGAUAGCUGGGAGCUCAUGUAGAAUAAAAUCUUUAUUCAAAAGCUGCU